This is a messenger RNA of Oncorhynchus mykiss (rainbow trout), 1915 nucleotides long. RefSeq lists its product as uncharacterized. The record is from RefSeq and is a predicted model, not a curated record. NCBI's taxonomy places the organism in Eukaryota, Metazoa, Chordata, Actinopteri, Salmoniformes, Salmonidae.
UCUUCCUGCAACCGAGUUCACGACCGAACCGCCCAUUGCACGUUAGAACCUUAUGUACCUCAAUGGUUAGAAAUCAUGUUUGCUUUUGUCAAUUUGUGAGAAGCUCUUCAACUGUUGAAAUAUAUUAAAAUGGCUGAUGAAGACAAGCUUCAGCCGUUAAUGUUUCUUAUGACCUAUAUGCUGAUGAAGCGCCGAAGAGACAUAAACAACGCGGAUACACAGAGACUCAAUGAGGUGAAGAGACGUAUCCGCCACAGACAAUACUUCUUCCAAAGACAGAGGCGAAUGCUCAUGAUGCUGACAGCUCGAGACGUACGCUGCAGCUGUGACAUCCGUACCCGACCCUGGACCAGCACGGAGUGCACUGAUUGGUGGGAGCGGGUAGUGAUGACUGAGUUCCAGCCCUCUGAUUGGCUGGAGAAGUUCCGCAUGAGCCGGGAGACUUUCUUCUUCCUUUGUGGCAAGCUGAAACCCCGCCUGGCUCGCCAGGACACCCACUUCCGCCGGGCGCUUCCGCUGGAGAAGCGUGUGGCGGUUGCCCUGUGGCGGCUGGCGUCCAACAUUGAGUACCGCACCAUCAGUGGGCUGUUUGGCGUGGGCAGCUCCACGGUGUGUAAGUGUGUGAGGGACGUUUGUCACGCCAUCGUCACACUACUCCGGCCCGUCUACCUAUGCUCGCCCAGCGUACAGGAAGUAGAAGACUCUGCACGUCACUUCCUAUCUCGCUGGGGCUUCCCCCACUGCGUGGGCGCCGUGGCAACCCUCCACACUGCCAUCCUCACGCCGUCCGCUAACGUGGCCAACUACGCCAACCCAGAUGGGUGGCUCUCUGUGGUCUCCCAGGUGGCUGUGAACGGGCUGGGUCAGUUCUGGGACGUCUGUGCUGGUUUCCCUGGCAGCACUGAGCCGACAGCCAUCUUGCAGAACUCAGCACUUUGGGCGUCGGCCUCUGAGGGCAUGCUGUCACCUGAUCCACCCCCGAGCUUCAUGGGAAAACCCCUGAGAUAUGUGUUGUUGGGGGAGCCAGGGUACCCCCUCCAGCCCUGGCUGAUGAAGGCCUAUUCCAAGAAGAAGAAGGAGGAGGAUGAUGUGGAGGAGGAGGAAGGGGGGCACGCGGAGGCCCAGAGGGCCUUCAACCAGCGAUUUGUGCGGGCGUGGCGUGGGGCGGCAACGGCGCUUCUUCGCCUGCGGGCGCGCUGGCAAUGCCUGAGCAAGAGGAACGACUGCAGCCUGGACGUGGUGCCCACCAUGAUCCUGGCCUGCUGCAUCCUGCAUAACGUGUGUGAGGCCCAUGGAGAUUUGUUCCGCGGGGAAUGGCAUGGCGAGGUGACCAAGGGUGAGAACCCCCAGCCUGGUCACACUGCGGGACACGCCCCCUCUCCCUCUGGAACUUCAGACCACCUCCAGGGUGAGGAGGUCAGAAAAUUGUUCUGUCACUACUUCCAGCAAUCACAACUACAACAACAGGACUAAUGGAAUGGACAGUGUUGUGAUGGGGAAAGUAUAGAAUUCUCCACAAGAUUCUCACGACUGUAUACAUAGCCCUGGCCAGCAUUCCAGUUACUGUCCCUACAAUCUCUAUCAGCCUGUAUUCAUAAAGCAUCUCAGAAUAGUAGGUAGUGUUGAUCUAAGAUCAGCUUGGCCUUUUUAGAUCAUAGUGAACAAGAUUAUGGACAGGGGGGACCUGAUCCUAGAUCUGCACUCCUAUUCUGAGAUACUUUCUCUCGCUUUUUUUAUUUUUUUAUUUUUUUCUCUCUUUUUCUCUCUUUCCUCUCUGUUCUGUUACUGUUUUUUGGGGGGUUUUGUUCUCUCGUAGGUUGUUAGUGUGUCUAAAUAGUUGUGUAGCUCAGUGUUCAUGUGCAUAAGGUGUAUAUAGUCAUUAUUUUUAUUGAUGCACAAUACAAGUUACAUUUUC